This is a messenger RNA of Ylistrum balloti, 2082 nucleotides long. RefSeq lists its product as uncharacterized. The record is from RefSeq and is a predicted model, not a curated record. The coding region runs from base 1 to 2082 and encodes 693 amino acids. NCBI's taxonomy places the organism in Eukaryota, Metazoa, Mollusca, Bivalvia, Pectinida, Pectinidae. Gene Ontology annotation, molecular function: protein binding. The transcript has a single exon.
AUGGUUGAUCUAGGAGAUUCGGAAGGGAUGUCUAUUCUCUUAUCGAGAUUACUGAACAGAGCUUUGGGUUCUCAAGGCGAAGUAAACAUCAGGCAGAGGACACUUGUUGUGAAGGAACACCUACACAACGCCUUCAACAAGGCCUUAGUUCUGUACAUGGCGGGGAGUUGUUCUGAAGGCUUUAUGAUGAAAGAUUCAGAUAACGACGAAAUGCUGAUAGACAACAAUGUAUGUGUUUUUUACCCAAAUCAACAUAUUCCUACAGAAUAUAAUGACAAAAUUAUACUCUUCAUGCACAAGGCACAGAACUGUCAACCUGGAUAUGUAAAAUUGCAACUAAUGUUGUGGCAAACACGGAGCUUUAGCAGAAUGUUAUCUAAUGCGUUUGUCGAGAUUGAAGGAGAUGUGUUCCUCUCUAGUGAUAUAUACAGAGAGGAAGUUAUCAGAGUAGGACGUAUGUGUGGAAUUGACAGCUCCUCCCACGGACCAAGCUCUAGUGGUGAAGCAACAAAACUUCGCAGGGCGUUUGACGUCGUCCACGGCUUCCCGUGCAUGUCUUGGCCAAAGGAGGCAUCUGGAUGGGUAAGAAGAACUCGGCUUUAUGGCUGGCCAAGUCAAACGCUGAUAGAUAUGAUUGUAGAAAAAGGUUGCCAUGUUGUUCCGAUAGGCGAUAAGUGUUCCGACGAUACCCUACUGCAGUGGAGGAUAUCAUUUGCUACUGCAGAGAGACGUUUAGUUCAUUCACUAAAUCAUACCCAAUUCCAGGUAUAUGGCUUGUUGAAAAUCCUUUUAAAGAAUCUCAAAGAUUCACUGCAAAAUAUCUUUGGAGAGGAAGAUAUUCUUUGUUCAUAUUUCUUAAAAACAAUAAUAUUCCAUGCAGUAGAAAAUACUCCGAGACAAUUCUGGAAAGAAAGCAACACUUUCCUCUGCUUUUGGUUUUGUUUCAAUGUUCUCAUCGUUUGGGUAAAAUCCGGAUACUGUCCUCAAUACUUCAUCCCAACAAACAAUCUCUUCAAGAGGCACAUCCACGGGGAUAAUCAACAAAAAAUACUAUAUCUACUGAUAGAACUUCAUCAGAUGAAAUGGCAAUGUUUAUCUGUCGGCACGUACUACCAGCCCAAUAUCAUAGAACGUCUUCUUGACAGAAGAACACAAGUUAUCCUUAAACAAUCGGACUCGCCACUAGAAUUAGAAUCACGACACGAUCUGGCACUCUAUACUUGUCUUUCCAGACACAUAACCGUAGCACGGAACGUACAGGACAGAGCGGGGCUAGCUCAUGCAUUUCAAUCCCUCUUGUCUUCAAAGUCGGAGUUGGAUGAUUUCCUGGUUUACUUCAAUACAGUGGAAGUACUUUCAAGAAUGGGAAUGUCAAACUUCUGCUCCAUCACCGCCACAACUACUACCACCAGCAAUAACAAAUCCAAGUACAGAAGACUACGAGAAAGCAGAAACCUUGUGAUGCCGAAAGCAAUGUUCGGGACAGAACUCUUAUAUUUAGCAACGUUCCACUAUCAAACAGGAAAUUAUUGGAAAUCUGUGCAAAUGUGUCGGUCUGUAUUAUCUUUAGUCCGGUAUUAUCCGAAAGAUUCCAGUUUGUAUACGAAAGAAUUCUGUGGACGUGGACAUUCGCUUCUAUUCAAAACGAAACAGACAUUUACUUCAGUGUUAUAUUUCGGGAAAGCAUUGAAAAGAAUAUGUCUUCCCCAUCUACAAAAAGAGUUGGAAGAACACCCAGACGGCACCAUGGGUAUCCCACCCCUGCCUUAUGCAGCGUUCCUUGCAUUUUUGGAUUAUCACGAGCUCGGAGACGUUAAGGGACGUGACGCAGCCCUCCGUAACCUGAUAGUGUUGAAGUAUGACGAAGAAGAAGGAGGACACAUGCAUUGGAUAGUACACACUUUACUGGGCAUCUGCUACCAAACUCUGGGGGACAGUCACAAGGCCAUCCGGGCUUACAGAGAGUCACUUCAGGUCGACUUAGAGUGGAAUCCGGCUAUAGAGAGGAUCCAAGCCUUAAAACUUGAUGAACGUGCAUCUCCUGCCGAGUUAAAUAAUGGAGGUGAUGAACUUUGUGUUUAG